UGAUUUCUCCUUGUGUUUCUGUAAGGGAUAAACCAGAAUUUCUCAAAAACUUUGGUUCUCCUUGAGAUGCUCCAUUGGAUUUCUUCUUUGUGAGAGCAUUUGGCUGUACUCUUACCUAUGCGACACCCCAAUUUUUACAAAAAUGUCCUCCGUCAUCCCCGGCUUGGCCCCUUAUUUGACGGCUUCUCACUGAACUCUCAGUGUGGAUUUCUAGCUUCAGUACACGGUGCCAGUGGGGAAUAUUCUUGGAACCCAUGGUAGCUUUUGAGAUCUGUAUCAAGAGAUCCCCGCACCAAGGCCUGCUGCCUAUGGAAUGUGCAGCUCACCCAUUAUUCCAGAUCAUGGGCUCCGGAAACUGAAUGCAGAAUAGUUCAGACCAUUUGCUUCAAAGAUGGGGAUUCAGAGUUUACAUCUCAUCCCAGUUGGUUCUAUGGCUUCAAGAAGGUGAUGUGCUCUGAAUGAGCUCAAGUUUUCCCUUGACUAAAGCCACAUAAGGUAGCACUGUACACAAGCAGCCACCAUCAGCUGUAUUUAGGGGCAUUUGGUGAAACAGCUCUGUGUAUAAACUUGUAUUUAAUGAAGAAUAUUCUCAUCAAUAUUUCCUAACAGCAUUCUCUCCUCUGGGUCCCAGCGUAGGAUUUUCUCUCUUUCCAGGGCCUUCUCUUGGUGCUCAUUGUACUCUGUUAGAAACUGAAUCUUGUAACAAAACAUAUUUCUUAUCUUCAAAUAACUGAAAAGCGUUUGACCAAACUUGUGGCCAACCACUUGUGACUGUAUACGACUUCGUAACGCCAAUUAUAUGAUCUUUAAAAAUGCUUGAUCCCAUCUCAUAUUCUUUUCUGUCAUAUUGUUCUUCUUAUAUUAGUUUAUUUUAUCUUGCUAUAUCACAUCUCCCUUUGUGAAGUGCUUUCUAUCAUAACUCCUGGGUAGGAAUUUUUAUUUUUUCCCAAUUACUAUGGAUGUGUAUAUGUGGAGGGAAAGAAUUAAAUGCUUCUUCUUUCUUUCUAGUGAGAUGGAGUUUUUAUAACCACUUGGAUCCCCUAUUGCCUUUCAAAGGAAGCAAAUCCAAUGGGAAGCACCUGGAAGACUGCCGCUUCUCUGUGAUUCUAGGACAUAGUUUAAACGUGAUGGUUCCAAUACCUCAGCCAUUUCUAGGAACAGCAGUAAAUGCUCUCUUGUCUUUUCUCCUUAAAGGAAAACUGUCCCUUAGGGGAAGCACCAGGUGUUGUGUGGGAAGGAUGCAAUUGUGUACUGACAUCUUCAGGAGAAGAAAAGCCAGUGAUACCAUCUUAGAACUGUAACUAGAAACGUGCAUGCUUAAGGUAAGCCCCCGCGGAGAGCUGAGAACCCACUCAAGGUAUCCAGACCACCCCUGGAAGGACGUGGGUAGGGGGUAGCUCGAGGAAUGCUUCCAGGAGAGUUCCUUGGUAAACUUGAUCCACUCGGGAAACGCAUUUCAGGAAGCAGGGCCAGUACCGCGGACAGCACCAGGACCCCCGCCCGGGUCGGGGGAGGCAGCAGCACCACGGACAGCACCACCGUGAGCGAGCACUGCGCGCGCUCUGGGCGGAGGGGCGGGGAUAGGCGACCUUAUCAGCUGAUGCCUUACGUAGGCUGGAUCCCCACUUUGAGAAGGCAGGUCCGGAUGGGCGCGCCAGCGUUCGCCCCAAAGCCGCGGCCCCAGACGGCGUGGCGCUGGGGCUGGGGGGAUAGCAGGAGGCAGAUCGCAGAAAAAAGGUCCCUGCCUGGCUUCCCCGGCACGGGGUUGAGGCUGCAGCCUGCUGCCUGGAGAGAGGGGCGAGUAGGGAGGCAACGCGCAGCGAAAGUACUGCUCUGACGCACCAGCACCCCCUCCGGCACCCACAGGCCCCGGGGGCGCCCAGCUGCCCCCCGACUUGGGAGAUGCUCAGCUCUGGGUGACCAGACUGCUGUCUGUGCCGGGGGAAAAGCCUGGGCAUGUGACAGCUUAGGAGGGCCCUGGCUGCGCUGCGAGACGCAGCCCAGCACCCUCCUCUCAGCCACACCAUCUCCCGCGUAUGCUCACUGGCAGGAGGUUUCGUCAACAAUCCCCAGAAACCCCGCCACCAGCCAGAGGUCGCAAAUAUCCCGAGUGGCUCCGGGCGCAGGGGCCACGACUGUGGUCCCGAACGCCCCUUCCGCACGCACCCCGGGCCAGUCUCCUGACCCAGCGAUGGAUUCACCUGUGAAUCUAACCUACUGUUUUCUCUCCACCCCCGCCCCUUCGGAGACCAACCGCAGCAGUCUUGACGCCGAAGACCCGCGCCCCAGCCCGCCCCUCCACUCCGUCUUCGGUGUGCUUGUUCUGACCUUGCUGGGCUUUCUGGUGGCUGCGACGUUCUCCUGGAACCUCCUGGUACUGGCGACCAUCCUCCGUGUGCGCACCUUCCACCGGGUUCCGCACAACUUAGUGGCAUCCAUGGCCAUCUCGGACGUGCUCGUGGCGGCUCUGGUCAUGCCGCUGAGCCUGGUGCAUGAGUUGUCCGGCCGGCGCUGGCAGCUGGGUCGGCGGCUGUGCCAGCUGUGGAUCGCGUGCGACGUGCUCUGCUGCACCGCCAGCAUCUGGAAUGUGACAGCCAUCGCGCUGGACCGCUAUUGGUCCAUCGCGCGGCACCUGGAAUACACACCCCGUGCCCGCAAGCGCAUCUCCAAUGUUAUGAUCGUGCUCACCUGGGCGCUCUCCGCUGUGAUCUCCCUGGCGCCGCUGCUCUUCGGCUGGGGGGAGACAUACUCCGAGGGCAGCGAGGAGUGCCAGGUGAGCCGCGAGCCCUCCUACACCGUGUUCUCCACCGUGGGCGCCUUCUACCUGCCGCUCUGCGUGGUGCUCUUCGUGUACUGGAAGGUCUACAAGGCCGCCAGGCUCCGCGUGGGCUCCAGGAAGACCAACAGCGUCUCACCCUGGCCGGAGGCUGUGGAGGCUGUCUUUUUGUCAGAUAUUCCUUAUUUCAAUUCCCCAAAGAUGGAAGUAAAAGGACUGGAAUGGAGGGAAGAGCCCCUUUCCCAGAAAUCCCACGUCUCUGGAGAAGGGACUGGAAUGUGGACAGCUCAGUUCUGUGGAAACCUGCCCACAGGGGACCUGGGAGCACCCAAAUGGGGAGAACCUAAGAGUCUGGAGUCUGUUUUCCACGAAAGUUGGGGAAAGGAAAGGACACAGAAUAAGCCCGGAAGGAGAUCAGUGUCCUGGCGAAGACCUCUGCGCAGCAGCCCCAGAUGGUGUUCACCGUCCGCCACACCACCGUCACCUUCCAGACAGAAGGGGACACGUGGAGGGAACAGAAGGAGCAGAAAGCUGCCCUGAUGGUGGGCAUCCUCAUCGGGGUGUUUGCACUCUGCUGGCUGCCCUUCUUCACCACGGAGCUCAUCGGCCCUCUUUGCUCCUACGACAUCCCCGCCGUCUGGAAGAGCAUCUUCCUUU
This is a messenger RNA of Lutra lutra (Eurasian river otter), 3433 nucleotides long. It is a transcript of the gene HTR5A, whose product is annotated as 5-hydroxytryptamine receptor 5A. Gene Ontology annotation, molecular function: G protein-coupled serotonin receptor activity. The transcript has 3 exons. Gene Ontology annotation, biological process: adenylate cyclase-activating adrenergic receptor signaling pathway. Gene Ontology annotation, cellular component: plasma membrane. The coding region runs from base 2192 to 3316 and encodes 374 amino acids. Lineage: Eukaryota; Metazoa; Chordata; Mammalia; Carnivora; Mustelidae. The record is from RefSeq and is a predicted model, not a curated record.